AUGGAGACCGCCGCGGCGACAUCCUACCCGGUGGCGCGGGACGCGCCGCCGCGGCCGGCGCCGCAGACGGCGCAGCUGGGCCAGGGCCCGGCGCGGCCGGGGUGGGGCCACUGGGCGAUCCUGGCGCUCGCCUUCCUCCUCCUCUCCGGCAGCUUCGCGUGGGGCGUCUACCAGUCGCGCCACAGGCCGCGCAACCUCGCCUUCGUCCUCGUCACCUACUACCUCAUCGCGCUCCUCUACUGCUGCCUCGCCAAGCUCGACCUCCUGCGCCGCGACGACCCGGCGCCGGCGGUCGCGGCGGAGCGGUGGCGGGUCAGGAUGGCCGUCUGGUGCGUCUCCGUCGCGCUCGCCAACACCGUCGCCGCCCGCGUCGCCGACGCCAUGCCCAGCGCGGGAUUCAAGAUCGCCGUCUGGGUCUUCACCACCGUCUGCAUAGCCGUCGGGUUCUACUUCUUCUUCGUCCGUGCGGGCGCCGGCCGCCGGACGCAGACGGACGGCAGGGAUCUCCGGGAGGUGUCCCCGGAGCAGAGGGUCUGAACUGUACCUGGAA
Messenger RNA from Lolium rigidum, 550 nucleotides. RefSeq lists its product as uncharacterized. The record is from RefSeq and is a predicted model, not a curated record. NCBI's taxonomy places the organism in Eukaryota, Viridiplantae, Streptophyta, Magnoliopsida, Poales, Poaceae. The coding region runs from base 1 to 537 and encodes 178 amino acids. The transcript has a single exon.